GGAUGUGGCUGCGGCGGCCCCUCCUCCCCCGCGCUCCUCUCAGAGCCCAGGUCGCGCGCCCCUUCUUGGUUUGCUGGGUGCCCGCGCAGGCCCCUCGGGCGGUGGCGAGGAGGGGCCCAGGCGGAGGCGGCGGCGGGCGGAGGAGCGCAGGAGCGGGCGGCCAGGCCACCGCGCGGCGGCGGAGCGGGCCGCGGCCCGGCGCUCCUUCCCCACCGCGGCCCGACGCACCCCGGCCGCCGCCAUGAGCGGCUCCUCAGGCACCCCGUAUCUGGGCAGCAAGAUCAGCCUCAUCUCCAAGGCGCAGAUCCGCUACGAGGGCAUUCUCUACACCAUCGACACCGACAACUCCACCGUGGCGCUCGCCAAAGUGAGGUCCUUUGGCACUGAAGACCGUCCCACAGAUAGGCCUGCGCCCCCCAGAGAGGAGAUUUAUGAGUACAUCAUUUUCCGAGGAAGUGACAUCAAGGAUAUCACUGUGUGUGAACCUCCGAAAGCUCAGCACACACUCCCCCAGGAUCCCGCCAUUGUUCAGGUGAAACUGGAACUGAAAUGCUGUGGAAAAGGCAGCUCUCACCAUACUGGAAACUUGCACCCCAAGGGCUCCUCCAGCAUCUCAAGGGUGCAGGCUGAUGGGACGGUGCUUGUUUCCCGGCUGAACAAGCGCCCUGAUGAAGGCGUGCGGGGUGAUGGGAUGGCCUUCGCCGUUCUCACCCGAUGUCUCGUUGUUCAGUCUUCCCUGGGUUCUGCCUCCGCCUCGCCCUUCCAGCCGCACGUGCCUUACAGCCCUUUCCGAGGGAUGGCGCCCUAUGGCCCGCUGGCGGCCAGCUCCCUGCUCAGCCAGCAGUAUGCCGCCUCCCUGGGUCUAGGAGCUGGUUUUCCAUCCAUCCCAGUCGGCAAGAGCCCCAUGGUGGAGCAGGCUGUGCAGACUGGUUCUGCUGACAACCUGAAUGCUAAAAAGCUGUUACCUGGCAAGGGCACCACAGGGACGCAGCUCAACGGUCGUCAGGCCCAGCCGAGCAGCAAGACGGCCAGCGAUGUAGUCCAGCCGGCAGCUGUGCAAGCUCAAGGGCAGGUGAAUGACGAGAACAGAAGACCUCAGAGGAGGCGAUCAGGAAACAGGCGAACAAGGAAUCGCUCCAGAGGGCAAAACCGUCCAACUAACGUCAAGGAAAACACAAUCAAAUUUGAGGGUGACUUUGAUUUUGAGAGCGCAAAUGCCCAGUUCAACCGAGAGGAGCUUGACAAAGAAUUUAAGAAGAAACUGAAUUUUAAAGAUGACAAGGCUGAGAAGGGGGAAGAGAAGGACCUGGCUGUGGUGACCCAGAGUGCUGAAGCGCCCGCCGAGGAAGACCUUCUGGGGCCCAACUGCUACUAUGACAAAUCCAAGUCGUUCUUCGACAACAUCUCUUCUGAACUCAAGACCAGCUCCAGGCGGACGACGUGGGCCGAAGAGAGGAAGCUCAACACAGAGACCUUUGGGGUGUCAGGGAGGUUUCUUCGUGGCCGCAGUUCUCGGGGCGGAUUCCGAGGAGGCAGGGGCAAUGGGACCACCCGUCGCAACCCCACUUCCCACAGGGCCGGGACUGGCAGGGUGUGAGGGUGCAGCCAAAGGCUCCUACUGAAGUGGCGCAUAACUGACGCUGUGUGUGUCAGGACGCGAGGAAAACGCUGCACUUACAGGGAGAAGUGGUCACUUUGUUUACGGAGUUUGGAAGAGACCCAUACUGCUACUUGUGUUUUGGACUUAACUGAACUUGGACAUGGUCUGAGUUAGAACCACUUGUUUUGGGGAAGUAUUCAUGGGUAACCUCUUUGAGGUCUCUUUACCUGUGUUUCCUUUUUAGUUGCGCAUAGCCUAAUUCUACGGUUUUGGUAUUUUGCAAAAAGGUUUCUAUGGUGAAAGCUGAAUCCUUACUUUGUGACUUUUUUUUUUUUUAAUGACAAGCUUUGACUUUUAAAAGUGGAACCAAAUCUGUUGGCAGAGGUGGCAGCCAAGUACAUCUCUGUAACCCAGCUGGCCCCUGGUGCUGCUGGCCUGGCACCCCCACUGCCAAGGGUGGGGUCUCAGGAGUCAGGCAGGGCCAGCACAGGGUGGUGUGGGGGGGCAGGGGUGGGUGGGUGGAGGGCACGGAAGGGGUUUUCCCAUGGAUCAUGUUGUAUAAGUGAACCAGACCACCCUGAUGGCAUCCACAGUGAUGUCAAGGUUGGGGCUGGCCAGGGGUGGGUGGACUUAGAAGCAUUUGGGAGUAGUGGCCAGGGGCCCUGGACGCUAGCCACGGAGCUGCUGCACAGAGCCUGGUGUCCACAAGCUUCCAGGUUGGGGUUGGAGCCUGGGAUGAGCCCCGGCAGUGCCUUGGCCCUUCUGUGGUCCCUGCCAGCCUCUGACCUGGGCCGGUCAGUCAUUGCUGGACUCUGGCCACACACUGGCGUUCUCAUCCACUUGGAAACAAGCCAGUCUUUUCUGCAAGGUCAGUUGACCAAGAGCAUAUUUCCCCUCUGUUGUACAUCGUUGUUUUGUGUUUGUGUUGUAACAGUGGGUGGAGGGAGGGUGGGGUCUACAUUUGUUGCAUGAGUCGAUGGGUCAGAACUUUAGUAUACGCAUGCGUCCUCUGAGUGACAGGGCAUUUUGUCGAAAAUGAGCACCUUGGUAACUAAACCCCUCUAAUAGCUAUAAAGGCUUUAGUUCUGUAUUGAUUAAGUUACUGUAAAAGCUUGGGUUUAUUUUUGUAGGACUUAAUGGCUAAGAAUUAGAACAUAGCAAGGGGGCUCCUCUGUUGGAGUAAUGUAAAUUGUAAUUAUAAAUAAACAUGCAAACCUUUAAAA
Molecule: messenger RNA, 2823 nt
Organism: Gorilla gorilla gorilla (western lowland gorilla)
Lineage: Eukaryota; Metazoa; Chordata; Mammalia; Primates; Hominidae
Gene: LSM14B
Product: LSM family member 14B
Exons: 9
Coding region: 242-1597 (451 amino acids)
Molecular function (GO): mRNA binding
Source: RefSeq, a predicted model, not a curated record